UCUAUCAGUCAAGGUAGCAGUAGCACUAGAGGCUUUUAGAGAUAAAGCAUUUAAUAACUGUUUCUGGUGAGCUGUCAUUGACAUCGAAUGAUCAAGCUAUUAUUUUCUCUGAAACUAACUAAUAGCAGGUGUCUUCAACCACGCUCAAAGGGUCAGCCAUCCAGCCUUGGCCUUUUUUCUAUUCGAUUUGCUGCAAAACCAAAACGUCUGAGCAAUUAGGCUACUGGUUGAUUUGCAUCUUGUAACAACACUAUUUAAUUGCACACAAUGCAGGACACAGCAUCACCAAGAAUCAGAUUCAUUACGCGUUUCACGGAUUUCCAGGAAGACCUAUAACGAAAGAGGCCAGCCAUGGAGGACAGGAGACUUCUCCCUGCAGGGGGAGCAGGUGAUCCAAAAGCAAAGCUCGUGCCCUUAGUGGUCAAAACUGAGCCGGACACAAAGACCCGUAGGGUGAGAGAGGAGGCGAAGCCUAACAUUCCCAUCAGGGUUAAAAAAGAGGACCUCUCUGAAGUGCCCCUCAAAGUGCCCAGAUUCCAGUAUGUGGACUUCCCUUCGCUGCACCAGUGCAUCCAGCAAUUCACUGUGCCACCCCUGGACAGCUGGCUGGAGGGCUUUCCCCCGGCCCUGGGAAGACCCUCUGGAGGACGCACCCCUGUCACUUCCAAGGAGAGAGUUCCCAAGUUUAAGUAUGUAGAUUAUCCCUCUCUGCACCACUGCAUCCAGCAGUUGUCUGUGCCACCUCUGGAGAGCUGGAGCUCGGGGUUGGCCAGGUCAGGGUGUGGGGUGACAGGGGGACCUGGAUCCACCACCUCUCAGCCCAGCUCUGUGAGGGGGAAUCAGACAAUACAGGGAGAUGGUUCAGCAUCGGCUCACAAGCAGGACAAGUAUACUGCUUUCCCCUUCCCUGGUCCUGACUCCGGCUCCAUCCAGUGUGUGACCUCCUCAAACAAGGCAUCCCAUAAGCCUCAGCGGCUUCAGGUGAGCUUGAGCAGUCCACCCCGAGCCAGGCCUGCAUUAAGCUCACAGGGGGAAGAGACUUGCCAUAAGGUGGUGUGUUCAGAUCAGCUGUCUCAAAAGUCCUCUAAUCCCAAAUCUUUGGUUGCUGGAAUGAAGCGUGUCAGAGGAGCAGAGCCACUCCAUCAGAGCAAUAGGAAGUCAGCUGGUGAUGAUGAUUGGCAUGCAGACCUAAACAAAUCUCCCCAAAGUCAUCAAGAGGCCCAAGUAAAGCUCAGUGACUCUCCUGACCUAGGACAAGGGUUUUGGAGAACCAUCCCAGUCUGUCUGCCCCUUUUGCCAAAAGAUGUUUUCAGAUCCAGAGGAAUUGCCGAUCCACCAGAAGAGUCACAGAGAAAAGAAGCCACAUUGAUGUCUUGACCAAGGAAAUGUACAGCUGACAACAAUGAACAUCUUAAAAACUGUGCAUCUACUUCAGUACUUGCUACACAGGCGUGGACUAGGGCAGGCUUCUCCACAAAUUAUUGGUCACCUGAUAAGAGUUCCACUGAGGUGGUUUUGAGUGUUUAUCUUGAUUACCUAAGUGAGGGACUACAAACAAACCACUUUAGCGAAGAGCUUCAUUCAUAAUUCAGUCUAUGAAUUAAACUUUCAAUGGGAAAGACUGACCUGCAGUGGCUCUUGAUGGUCUUACAACUCCUUAUUUACCUAUGGGUUCAUUUGCCAGGAGGUGGUACACAUUAGAUGAGAUAUAACAAGGAAAUUAGCCAUUUGAUGUUGUUUAAAUUAAAAAUGUCAGGAAUUAGAUUGAAAUGCAAUGCAUACAUUUUUGUAUUACUGUAGUUGAGAAUUAGGCUUUCAUUUAUUUUCCUUAAAAGGGAUGCCAACCUUGUUUACUGGAGAUGGCUGCCUGUUCAGUAUUUCAACAUAAUUAUCUAGCUUUGGGUGCCUAUAAAACCUUUAACUUUUGAAAUGCUGCGAAACAACACAUGCUUCUUUAUAAUUUCUUAUCUAAUGUUUGUAUUUUGAUGUUUCUUUUUUACAAUGGUAAUUAUACAUAUUAUUGAUUGUAAUGUCUAGAAAUGUGUUUUAAAUUGUCUGUGUGCAUUAAAUAUUUUUUAGUAAAGAUUAUUACUCUACUUUAUAUCUCCAACAAAUGCUUUACGCUUACAAGUGUCACAUUCUUUUCAGUAUAUACUAUAUACUACAGCAUCCUCUAGAAAAUGCCAAGAAAACAACCAUGAUUAUUUAGAGCUCAACCUUUCCAUCGACAACAUAAUGACAAAACGAUUUGUAAUGAUGUAUGGCUAUGCCAUACAACUAGCCAACUUCACUAUUGAUUAAGAACUAGGCCUACAACAUUAAAAGUUGUAAAGUAAACCGGUCCAGACCAUAACUAAAUGAUUUUAAUGUAAACAAUGUGGCAUCACUGUCAUCCCACAUUUAAAAAAUACUUCAGUUUACUAUAGAAUACUACAGUACUUACUAUAGCAUUCUGUAGUA
Coregonus clupeaformis (lake whitefish) is the source of this 2460-nucleotide messenger RNA. RefSeq lists its product as uncharacterized. The record is from RefSeq and is a predicted model, not a curated record. Lineage: Eukaryota; Metazoa; Chordata; Actinopteri; Salmoniformes; Salmonidae. Bases 352 to 1377 code for a protein of 341 amino acids. The transcript is spliced from 3 exons.